Messenger RNA from Marchantia polymorpha subsp. ruderalis, 1887 nucleotides. The record is from the annotation of a GenBank genome assembly. Lineage: Eukaryota; Viridiplantae; Streptophyta; Marchantiopsida; Marchantiales; Marchantiaceae.
AAGAACUCGGAGGAAGGCAAGCAACGAACGUUCCAGCGAAGCCAAACUAAGGCUCCUGCUGCGGAGCGAGGAAUCGCUGCUGCUGCCCCUCCCUGCCACCGCUCCGAUCGCGAUUCUUGUUCGUUGAUGCACAGCGACGAUUCCUGGUGGGCUCGGUCGGUCGGUCAGUUUGUUGGACGGUGUGUGUCGACUUGGUUGCUGCGUGGGGCUUAGGUUCGUUGUUGCGAUCAGGCAGAUUGUGAAGGAAAGGCCGAUCGAAUUGUACUGAUCAGCCAGUCGAGGGAGGUGCCUGAUUAUCGAAAGCGGUGGCGGUUUUUGUCUGUGGGUCGAUCGAUUGAGGGAAAGGGAAAGCUGCGCUUGAUCGUGGUGGUGGUCGAUCCAGGGGUGCUGCUGUUGAGAAAGUGCGGGUUGGAGCUAGGGCUGGAUUGGGGAGCGGAAGCGGUGAAUCAAGAAGGCUCUGCGUGCGUUGUUCACUUGGUGGAUCGAGCGAUCCGUUGGGAAGGCGAAAUUGUCUAUAGGGUGUUUGAUCGGUGGUGGGUUGGUGGGUGAGUCGAGCGAGGGAGGAGUCAUGAUUCACGAGGAAAAGAGUCAUGAUACCUCCGGGGAGUCGAUUUUCGGAACCGGAGGGUCGUCGUCUUCGUCGUCUGAGGAGGGCGGAAGCGGAAGGUUUUACAAUCCCUACGCUGAUCUGUACGGUCAAAGCGAUCUGAAGACUUUGGAGAACCUUUACCGUCUACCGAGCACGCCAGAAUUUCUGUUCACGGAGGAAGAAGCUGUUCAAAGGCGGAAUUGGAGUGAGAAUUUGACCUACUACACGGGAUGUGGGUAUUUGGCUGGAGCGAUUGUCGGUGGAGCCAAGGGACUGUCCGAGGGUUUGCAAUCGAGGGAGGAAGGCGAUACGAUGAAGUUGCGAGUGAACAGAGUGUUGAACGCCUCGGGCCACCGUGGUCGAACGUACGGCAACACCUUAGGGAUUUUGGGACUCCUCUACGCCGGUAUGGAGAGUGGGAGCGGGUACGCCAGGGGAACGGAUGAUGUAUUAAAUAGUGUGAUUGCGGGGCUUGGAACCGGAGCGCUGUACAAAGCUGCCGCCGGACCUCGGACAGCUGCGAUUGCGGGUGCUCUAGGAGGAAUUGCGGCUGCAAGCCUUGUCGCGAGUAAACAACUUACGAAAAGAUACUUGGCUAUCUAAGCUCGACCAUUGGUGGCUUUUCUCUACCAUUGGUGGCUCCGUGGAUUGUUGCAAUUUUUUUCAAGUCAGUGACCGAGUUUAAAUUAGAUGUCAAAGAAAAAAUUAUGAAGAAAACAUUUUCGAGAUCUGCUCAACGGCACGCUCAAGUGUAGGGAUCACUUCUAUGAGUCGUGGCGCUUAAAAUCUCUUCUUCCAGAUUAUGUGGGGCUGCUUGCCGAUCACCCGAUACGUACUUCUGCGGCUCCUCUCAGACUAGCGUCGCGAAUUCUCUUCCAAAUGACUGGAAAUGAUUAUUUCCUAUCUUACGGCUUAUGCAUAAAAUACAUUCACUUGUUGAGGUUUUCAACUUUGUCCAAUUUUGUGGGCUGUAAAUUUUCUGUGUCCUAUCUGUAAUCGGGUGUCUGAGGCCUAAAGCAUCGAAGGUUUCAGCGUGCUCAGGCUUGCACCUCUGAUAUCAAUUUUGUUCCGAAUGCUGUGAACUUCUAUUUUGUGUUUUCGUGGCCUGUUUUUGUGAUGUGUGACUGCUCCUGUCACUUUCGGAAUCCGGUGUUCUUAUCAGCCCCGACUCUCCCCUUAUCCGUGGUGGCUAGAAGGCCAUGUGCGAGGAUGAAGGUGAAUACAGUGAAGAAUUGACAACUUCUCUAUAUGUAACUUGAAGUUGCAAAAUAACAAUAACGCCAAGAUUUGGCUUCGGC